GCUGCCGCGCACCCGAGGACAAACCCACGCUUUCAUUCCCUCCCUCCGUCUCCGUCUGCUCCUGGUCUUUCUCCUCGAAGCCUUUCCGUGAGUCCUCCUCUUGGCUGCUUGUGAUCUGGGACGGAGGUGUGAUGUGUAAAUAGGAGCGCAGCACAGAUGGAUGGAAGGAGAGGGGGAACAUGAUGCUGCGGCGCUCCUGCUGAGCCAGCGCUUUCUUCCUCAACAUCAGCGAGACAGAAAGUCUCGGAGAGAGUCGGCACACAGCGGGAGGAGAGUCUGCCACGCGCCUUUCUGGAAUUAUCUCUGAAGCUUUGGCUCCAAAGUGGUGAGACUCCUCGGCCAAGCUUCUGCCGGACGCUGCUGAUUGGGGCAGAAGCCCAUGUGGACUACUCUUCUCCUCUGAGCCGUUGUCUUCUCGCUGGGCUUCGUCAUGGAGCUCCAGAGCGCCACCAGCAGCCUGCCAGGGCCACUCUCCCCCACUUUGGACUACGCCGGACCCCCGUCUCAUUCGCCGGGCCCCGGCCCUUCCCACGGAGCCAGCCCAAGCCUCAGCCCCAUCCGGGGGCCCAGCCCCGGCCCCGGGUUCUCUGGCCAGGCCGCUUUCAACUACAACCAGCUGGAGGGGAGGUUCAAGCAGCUGCAAGAUGAGCGUGAGGCGGUGCAGAAGAAAACCUUCACCAAAUGGGUCAACUCCCACCUGUCCAGGGUCUCCUGCCGGAUCACCGACCUCUACAUGGACCUGAGGGACGGCCGCAUGCUCAUCAAGCUGCUGGAGGUCCUGUCGGGAGAACGGCUGCCCAAACCCACCAAAGGCCGGAUGAGGAUCCACUGUCUGGAGAAUGUGGACAAAGCUCUGCAGUUCCUGAAGGAGCAGCGGGUCCACCUGGAGAACAUGGGCUCUCACGACAUCGUGGACGGAAACCACCGGCUGACCCUGGGCCUCAUCUGGACCAUCAUCCUGCGCUUCCAGAUCCAGGACAUCAGUGUGGAGACCGAGGACAACAAGGAGAAGAAGUCGGCUAAAGACGCUCUGCUGCUCUGGUGUCAGAUGAAGACUGCAGGCUAUCCCAACGUCAACAUCCACAACUUCUCCACCAGCUGGAGAGAUGGCAUGGCCUUCAACGCCCUCAUCCACAAACACAGGCCCGACCUCAUUGACUUUGACAAACUGAAGAAGUCCAACGCUCACUACAACCUGCAGAAUGCCUUCAACCUGGCCGAGCAGCACCUGGGUCUCACCAAGCUGCUGGACCCAGAAGAUAUCAGCGUGGACCAUCCCGACGAGAAGUCCAUCAUCACCUACGUGGUCACCUACUACCACUACUUCUCCAAGAUGAAGGCUCUGAAGGUGGAGGGCAAAAGGAUCGGGAAGGUCCUGGACAACGCCAUCGAGACCGAGAAGAUGAUCGAGAAGUACGAGUCUCUGGCCUCGGAUCUCCUGGAGUGGAUCGAGCAGACCAUCAUCAUCCUCAACAACAGGAAGUUCGCCAACUCUCUGGUGGGGGUUCAGCAGCAGCUGCAGGCCUUCAACACCUACCGCACCGUGGAGAAGCCCCCCAAAUUCACAGAGAAGGGAAACCUGGAAGUUCUUCUCUUCACCAUCCAGAGCAAAAUGAGAGCCAACAACCAGAAGGUCUACACUCCUCGAGAGGGGAAGCUCAUCUCUGACAUCAACAAGGCGUGGGAGCGUCUGGAGAAGGCGGAGCACGAGCGGGAGCUGGCCUUGAGGACGGAGCUGAUUCGUCAGGAGAAGCUGGAGCAACUGGCCCGACGUUUUGACCGCAAGGCCGCCAUGAGGGAGACCUGGCUGAGUGAGAACCAGAGGCUGGUGUCGCAGGACAACUUUGGCUUCGACCUUCAGGCAGUGGAAGCAGCCACCAAGAAGCACGAGGCCAUCGAAACAGACAUCGCUGCCUACGAGGAGCGAGUCCAGGCCGUGGUUGCCGUGGCGAGGGAGCUGGAGGCGGAGAGUUACCAUGACAUCAAGCGCGUCACGGCCCGGAAAGACAACGUGAUCCGGCUGUGGGAGUAUCUGCUGGAGCUGCUGAAGGCCCGCAGGCAGCGGCUGGAGAUGAACCUGGGCCUGCAGAGGGUCUUCCAGGAGAUGCUCUACAUCAUGGACUGGAUGGAUGAGAUGAAGAUGCUGCUGCUCUCGCAGGACUACGGGAAGCACCUGCUGGGUGUGGAGGACCUGCUGCAGAAACACGCUCUGGUGGAGGCCGACAUCGGCAUCCAGGCCGACCGAGUCCGCAACGUGAACAGCAACGCUCAGAGGUUCGCCAACGACAGCGACGGAUACAAACCCUGCGACCCUCAGAUCAUCAGGGAUCGAGUGGCUCACCUGGAGUUCUGCUACCAGGAGCUCAGCCAGCUGGCGGCCGAGCGGCGAGCUCGCCUGGAGGAGUCCCGGCGUCUGUGGAAGUUCUUCUGGGAGAUGGCUGAAGAGGAGGGCUGGAUCAGGGAGAAGGAGCAGAUCCUCUCCUCGGAGGACUACGGCAAGGAUCUGACCGGCGCCCUCAGGCUGCUGAGUCAGCACAAGGCCUUCGAGGACGAGAUGAGUGGCCGCGCCGGACACUUGCAGCAGACGGUGAAGCAGGGGGAGGAGCUGGUGGCUAACAACCAUUUUGGAGCCGAUAAAAUCAAGGAGAGGAUCCAGGACAUCCAGGAUCAGUGGGCGGCGCUGGAGCGACUGGCUGCUCUGCGAAAGGCUCGUCUGCAGGAAGCCUGUAACCAGCACCAGUUCCAGGCGGAUGCCGACGACAUCGACACCUGGAUGCUGGACGUGCUGCGGAUCGUCUCCAGCGUGGACGUGGGCCACGACGAGUUCUCCACCCAGGCGCUGGUCAAGAAGCACAAGGACGUGGCCGAGGAGAUCGGCAGCUACAGACCCGUCAUCGAGGCCCUGCACGACCAGGCCAAGCUGCUGCCGCCCGAGAGGGUCGACUCGGAGGAGGUCCGUGCUCGGCUGGAGGGCAUCGAGGAGCGCUACAAGGAGGUGGCGGAGCUGACGCGGCUGAGGAAGCAGGCGCUGCAGGACGCCCUGGCUCUCUACAAGAUGAUGAGCGAGGCCAGCGCCUGCGAGGUCUGGAUCGAUGAGAAGGAGCAGUGGCUGAACAGCAUGGAGAUCCCGGAGAAGCUGGAGGACCUGGAGGUGGUGCAGCACCGGUUCGAGAGCUUGGAGCCGGAGAUGAACAACCAGGCGUCCCGGGUGGCUGUGGUGAACCAGAUCGCCCGGCAGCUGAUCCACAGUGGACAUCCCAGUGAGAAGGAGAUCAAGGCCCAGCAGGACAAGCUCAACACCAGGUGGAGUCAGUUCAGAGACCUGGUGGACCAAAAGAAGGACCUUCUGAACUCCGCGCUGGGAGUACAGAACUACCACCUGGAGUGCAACGAGACCAAGUCCUGGAUCAAGGAGAAGACCAAGGUGAUCGAGUCCACCCAGGAGCUGGGGAACGACCUGGCCGGUGUCAUGGCGCUGCAGAGGAAGCUGACCGGGAUGGAACGCGACCUCGCCGCCAUCGAGGACAAGCUGGGAGACCUGGGCAAGGAGGCGGAGCGUCUGGCCGGCGAGCACCCCGACCAGUCCCAGGCCAUCAAGGGCCGCCUGGCCGAGAUCACCCGGGUGUGGGAGGAGAUGAAGGACACCAUGAAGAACCGAGAGGAGUCUCUGGGCGAGGCCAGCAAGCUGCAGCAGUUCCUGCGGGACCUGGACGACUUCCAGUCCUGGCUGUCCAGGACCCAGACGGCCAUCGCCUCCGAGGACAUGCCCAACACGCUGGCCGAGGCCGAGAAGCUGCUGACUCAGCACGAGGGCAUCAAGAACGAGGUGCGCAACUACGAGGAGGACUACCAGAAGAUGCGGGACAUGGGCGAGAUGGUGACCCAGGGCCAGACGGACGCCCAGUACAUGUUCCUGAGGCAGCGGCUGCAGGCGCUGGACACGGGCUGGAACGAGCUGCACAAGAUGUGGGAGAACCGGCAGAACCUGCUGUCGCAGUCGCACUGCUACCAGCUCUUCCUGCGGGACACCAAGCAGGCCGAGGCCUUCCUCAACAACCAGGAGUACGUGCUGGCCCACACCGAGAUGCCCUCCACCCUGGAGGCCGCCGAGGCCGCCAUCAAGAAGCAGGAGGACUUCAUGACCACCAUGGACGCCAACGAGGAGAAGAUCAGUGGCGUGGUGGACACGGGCCGCCGCCUGGUGACCGACGGCAACAUCAACACCGAGCGGAUCCAGGAGAAGGUGGACUCCAUCGAUCAGAGACACAAGAAGAACCGUGCUGCGGCCAGCGACCUUCUGGCCAGGCUGAAGGACAACAGGGAUCUGCAGAAGUUCCUUCAGGACUGCCAGGAGCUCUCCCUGUGGAUCAACGAGAAGAUGCUGACGGCUCAGGACAUGACGUACGACGAGGCCAGGAACCUGCACAGCAAGUGGCUCAAGCACCAGGCCUUCAUGGCAGAGCUGCAGUCCAACAAGGAGUGGCUGGACAAGAUCGAGAAGGAGGGGCAGAUGCUGAUGGCGGAGAAGCCAGAGACGGAGGCCAUGGUGAAGGAGAAGCUGGCCUCCCUGAAGAGCAUGUGGCAGGACCUGGAGUCCACCACUCAGACCAAAGCCAAGUGUCUGUUCGACGCCAACAAGGCCGAGUUGUUCACCCAGAGCUGCGCCGACCUGGACAAGUGGCUGCUGGGUCUGGACGGUCAGCUGCAGUCGGACGACUACGGCAAGGACCUGACCUCCGUCAACAUCCUGCUGAAGAAGCAGCAGAUCCUGGAGAGCCAGGUGGAGGUGCGUCAGCGGGAGGUGGACGAGCUCCGCGGCCAGUCUCAGGUCCUCAGCCAGGAGGGGAAAGGCUCAGAGGAAGUGGACGGGCAGCGCAUCAGCGUGGAGAAGAAGUUUGUGGCGCUUCAGGAUCCGCUGAAGAAGAGACGCGACAAUCUGAUGGCCUCGCGAGAGAUCCACCAGUUCAACAGGGACGUGGAGGACGAGAUCCUCUGGGUGGAGGAGCGGAUGCCUCUGGCCACCUCCACCGACCACGGACACAACCUUCAGACCGUCCAGCUUCUCAUCAAGAAGAACCAGACCCUGCAGAAGGAGAUCCAGGGCCAUCAGCCGCGCUUCGACGACAUCUUCGAGCGCAGCCAGCACGUCCUGAGGGAGGACAACCCCACCGCCGCCGCCAUCCGCCUUCGCCUGGCUGAGCUGCAGUCGCUGUGGGAGCAGAUCCGCAAGGAGACGGAGAAGCGGCACGCACGGCUGAACGAGGCGCACGAGGCGCAGCAGUACUACUUUGACGCCGCGGAGGCUGAAGCCUGGAUGAGCGAGCAGGAGCUCUACAUGAUGUCGGAGGAGAAGGCCAAGGACGAGCAGAGUUCAGUGGCCAUGUUGAAGAAGCACCAGAUUCUGGAGCAGGCGGUGGAGGACUACGCCGACACGGUCCACCAGCUGUCCAGCACCAGCCGGGGCCUGGUGGCGGCCGAACAUCCCGACAGCGAGCGCAUCGGCAUGCGUCAGUCGCAGGUGGACAAGCUGUACGCCGGCCUGAAGGACCUGUCCGAGGAACGCCGCGGCAAGCUGGACGAGCGCUUCCGUCUCUUCCAGCUCAACAGGGAAGUGGACGACCUGGAGCAGUGGAUCGCCGAGCGGGAGGUGGUGGCUGGAUCCCACGAGCUGGGCCAGGACUACGAGCACGUGACGAUGCUGCAGGAGCGCUUCAGAGAGUUCGCCCGCGACACCGGCAACAUCGGCCAGGAGCGCGUGGACGCCGUCAACCGCCUGGCCGACGAGCUGAUCAACGCCGGCCACGGCGACGCCGCCACCAUCGCCGAGUGGAAGGACGGCCUCAACGAGGCCUGGGCCGACCUGCUGGAGCUGAUCGACACGCGGACGCAGAUCCUCGCCGCCUCCUACGAGCUGCACAAGUUCUACCACGACGCCAAGGAGAUCCUCAACCGCAUCCUGGACAAACACAAGAAGCUCCCCGAGGAGCUGGGCCGCGACCAGAACACCGUGGAGACGCUGCAGAGGAUGCACACCACCUUCGAGCACGACAUCCAGGCGCUGGGGACGCAGGUGCGGCAGCUGCAGGAGGACGCCGUGCGCCUGCAGUCGGCUUACGCCGGAGAUAAGGCCGACGACAUCCAGAAGAGAGAAGGAGAGGUGCUGGAGGCCUGGAAGAACCUGCUGGAGGCGGUGGAGGGCCGGCGGGUCAAGCUGCUGGACACCGGAGACAAGUUCCGCUUCUUCAGCAUGGUGCGCGACCUGAUGCUGUGGAUGGAGGACGUCAUCCGCCUGAUCGAGGCGCAGGAGAAGCCGCGUGACGUGUCGUCGGUGGAGCUGCUGAUGAACAACCACCAGGGCAUCAAGGCGGAGAUCGACGCCCGGAACGACAGCUUCACCGCCUGCAUCGAGCUGGGCAAAGCUCUGCUGGCCAGGAAGCACUACGCUUCAGAGGAGAUCAAAGAAAAGUUGCUGCAGUUGACGGACAAGAGGAAAGAGAUGAUCGACAAGUGGGAGGACCGGUGGGAGUGGCUGCGGCUGGUGCUGGAGGUGCACCAGUUCUCCAGGGACGCGGGCGUGGCCGAGGCCUGGCUGCUGGGCCAGGAGCCCUACCUGUCCAGCAGGGAGAUCGGUCAGAGCGUGGACGAGGUGGAGAAGCUCAUCAAGCGCCACGAGGCCUUCGAGAAGUCGGCCGCCACCUGGGAGGAGCGCUUCGCCGCGCUGGAGAGGCUGACCACGAUGGAGCUACUGGAAGUGAGAAGAAGGCAAGAGGAGGAAGAGAGGAGGAAAGUGCCGCCGCCGGCUGCCGCAGACGUUCAGGACCGGCAGGGGGAGCCGGUGUCCCAGAACGGGCUGCCGUCAGACCAGGAGUCGCCCAGGGAAAACCUAGAAGGGGCGGAGCUGAACGGGGUCUCUGAGCCGAGUCCGGCAGGUUCUCCGGGAGCGAGUCGGAAGGCCAAGGCGAGUCAGGCGGCCACUCUGCCGGCCAAGUCUCAGCCGGACUCCCCGACGUCUCAGCUGGAAGGUUUUCUGCACCGCAAACACGAGUGGGAGGGGCACAACAAGAAGGCCUCCAGCAGGUCGUGGCACAACGUCUACUGUGUCAUCAACCAGCAGGAGAUGGGCUUCUACAAGGACCAGAAGAGCGCCGGCCAGGGCGUCCCGUACCACGGCGAGAUCCCGGUCAGCCUGAAGGAGGCGCUGUGCGAGGUGGCCCUGGGAUACAAGAAGAAGAAGCACGUCUUCAAGCUCAAGGUCACGGACGGGAACGAGUAUCUCUUCCAAGCCAAAGAUGAUGAGGAGAUGAACACGUGGAUCUCGGCCAUCUCUGCUGCCGUGGCGGGCGACAAGCAGGAAGUGACGCCCAGCAGCCACAGCACGCCGGCGCCGGGCGCCCGCGCCCAGACGCUGCCGGCCGCCGUCGCCACGGUGACGGCCGAGUCCAGCCCGGGCAAGCGUGAGAAAGACAAGGAGAAGCGCUUCAGUCUGUUCAGCAAGAAGAAGUAGACGCGCCCCCCCGCCUCCCCCUUUUCCCCUCACCCCCCGCUCCCCCUCCUCUCUCUCUUCCCCUCCUCCGGUGCUGUUUGGGCCUCGUCCCUCGUUGUCAAUCAGAAGGCGUGUGUGUGUGCGUGUGUGUGUGAAGCCUCCCAGCUGGAGUGGGUCAGAACCUGGUGGUCCCAUCCUCACACAUCAGCCCGUCUUCAGCAUCAGCGCGGCCAACGCUCCAGAGCCGAGGUUGUGGCGCCGUCCUCUUCCUGCCUCUGGCUCCGCCCACGUCACCACCCCAGAGGACCGGCCGGACCGCGCUGCUUCCAGCUGUGUACAACUUGUGUGUAACAAGUGAGCGUGUCCAGACGUUUCCCAGUGGAAGGUUGAAUAUAAAGGCAUUUGCUGGAGCGCCGCUCGCCGCUUGCUUGUUGGCUUCACUCUCUAGAGCCCGAGGCUGCGCUCAGGGGCCGGGGGGGGUCAUGACCCGGACCCCUCCUCCUCACGGUCUCCUGACGUCUGCUGCGUCCCUCCUCCUUCUUCUUCUUCUUUUUAUUUAAUCGCUACAUUUCUCGGGCAAGUGAAUCAGUAUAGUGCGCAUUCCUCUGUCACCGUAACCAUAGUAACCGACAUAUUGCACAAUCAAACGCCACGGUGGGGCGGGGCUUGCUGGGCUGGGGUUUGUAGGUGAGUUAGUCACGUGACGUGGACCGGGGGUCACCGCUAGU
Messenger RNA from Synchiropus splendidus (mandarinfish), 8211 nucleotides. RefSeq names its product spectrin, beta, non-erythrocytic 1 (gene sptbn1). Gene Ontology annotation, cellular component: cell projection; spectrin; cell junction. Gene Ontology annotation, biological process: protein localization to plasma membrane; actin cytoskeleton organization. NCBI's taxonomy places the organism in Eukaryota, Metazoa, Chordata, Actinopteri, Syngnathiformes, Callionymidae. Gene Ontology annotation, molecular function: phospholipid binding; structural constituent of cytoskeleton; actin filament binding. The record is from RefSeq and is a predicted model, not a curated record. The transcript has 43 exons. The coding region runs from base 431 to 7504 and encodes 2357 amino acids.